This is a messenger RNA of Uranotaenia lowii, 2055 nucleotides long. RefSeq names its product lysine-specific demethylase 6B-like. The record is from RefSeq and is a predicted model, not a curated record. Lineage: Eukaryota; Metazoa; Arthropoda; Insecta; Diptera; Culicidae. Bases 262 to 2055 code for a protein of 597 amino acids. The transcript is spliced from 3 exons.
UGAUGGCAGACAAGGAAUUUCAUCUAGCACGGUGGUCAAUGCUGUUGCUAUCCAACCUCCAGCCAGAGCCAGCAUCAUCAUCAUCAUCGUUGCCGCCAUUUGGGCGUAGAAUCGAGCCAGAAAUCAGCCAAUUGUAGCUAGCUAGCUGUUAGUCUGACCCGGUCGAUGAUCGCACCCGGAGGUCGUUGAAAUAGUGCGUUUGAAAUCUCACAUUUGCUGAAGGUGAAAACAACAAACCAGUUCCCCGGGAAAAAGGCAGCCAUGGACGUUACGGUGCUGAUUGCCUGUCUGGCCUUGGCCGGGACGCUAAUCAUCGUGCUGGUGGUGCUGUGUCGAUUGAUUCAGCCGUACGAUGUGGCCUGGUUCCUGUCCGAGCGGGAGGACAAAAUCAAGCUGUCCAAGAUGAAGCUGUACAAUGCUAACGGGUAUCUGAUGCACUCCGGCUCGGAAAUCCUACUGGGCUCGACGGGAAGCUUCCAGCGAUUCGACUCCGUGGAUCGAGACUAUAAACCCCAGUACGGGCAGGGCUCCGGCCUCACAGUGCCCCCGUGGCGAACCACCUCCACCGAGGAGUCCGAAAUACCACCGCAACCGCUGCGACCCGCUCCCUCCCCCAAGGAACCCAAGUUUGGCGCCAAUAAUAAGGCGAUCCAGAAACAGACUUCUGAACCGAAACCACCGAUGGGUCCGAUAAUAAUAUCCCCGAUACCGAGGCCGGUACCCCGGAAGCAACAUUCCGCUCCGAUCUCUUUUCCACUGCCAGUGUUGAAUAGUUCCCCACGGGAAAAAAGGCAUCCCCAAGAGACCCACAUCUGUACCAACCCGUUCCUGAAUCAACCUCCGCUGAAGGAAGAAGUGGAUCCUCCACCGGUUCCGUUGCCUCCAGCACCUCCGGAUCCGCCGGUGGUAGAACAGCCACCGUUUCUGCAACGCCUGAUCCGGUCGGCCAACAACCCUUUCCUGUCGGAUCCCCGGAAGCCUGAGGACGAGUGUUUCUUCAACUUUGAACCGGCUACGGUGCAGUCCGUAUUUGCAGAAGACGAUCCAAUUCGACGCGUCGAAAAGCGUCUCUCUAAGAUGGAGAACUUUCGCAAGAUGUCACGGCUGAUCGAAAGCAAUCAGGUCUUGCUUAACAUCUAUCAGCAGUUCAAUAAUACCCUGGAUCGUUCAAACGAUCCGGAACCUACUCCGUUGACAAGUCGCACCCCUCCGGCCCGAAUCAUCGGAGGACCUUCUUCAUCCUCUUCAACGUCUCCACAACUAUCACCGAAGUUGUUCGACAGCACCUCGAUGUCCUCGCCUCGUAACUCUCCACCUCCUCCACAACCCUCAAACCCUGCUCCAACACUGCCCCUGCAACCGCUCAUUUCCGCCGGUUCAUUCCGGAUGGACAGCAGUAAGUACGACGAUUCGCCGAAAACCGAAGCCGGAGACUUUAUCAAAGUUCCAACGGUAUCGAACAGUAUCAAACACAUCCUGCGGAACAGAUCCUUCUCGGAGACGGAGUUCAGCGAACGGAAACAGUUCAAAUCGAUGGCCUUCAACCUUGUAGAUCCAGCUGAUCCAACCUCAAUCCCGACAAAUAGUGCAAACAGUGCUGCCAGCAGCAGCAAUACCUCCCCUGUUCCGCUUAUGAAAAACUCUUCCUACAAAGAUCUCACGCGGUACUACCAAAACGCCUCCAGCUCUUCCGGGCAGUCACCACAACCACAAGCAGGUGCCUCAACCGGGGCUCUGCCCCGGCCAGUUCCCCUUCACAAAACACUCUCGGAAUCGUUCCUGGAGCAGUACUCACUGGGACGGAAUUCUACGUACAUUCCCGGCGGCUGUGGCGAAUCGUGUAGUUCCGGAUCCAGUGCCAGCAUAUUCGGAGGAGCAUCAUCCACAAAUGAUCGGUUGCGGUCGACAGGAACUGGACCGGGAGGAAUUUUGAAGGCCUCGACCUCGAGUGAAUCGGUGGCUUCGCAGUCGUCGGUGAUUUUCAGUGAUCUCAGGGCGCCGGAUCAGCAACCCAUUACCGGGUAUCUUUGCGUCGGGCUGCAGUGGGAUCGGUGA